GCGCUCGCUCACACUCACAUAUACACUCUCAGUCACUCAUACACAUCCACAGCCAGUUGGCGCUUUUGGCGCUCAAGUGCAGUUGACGCGCCGACGUGGAAACCAGUUAAACGCGUUGACUCCUAAGAAGCACAUCGUGCAGCGCUCGUGUGGGUUUUAACAAGCUACCAAAAAAAAAAAUAGGAAAUAAAAAAAAAUAAAAAAAGCACUAACGCUCUUUUUUUAACACAUAUACACGAGUGCGAGUCUAAAACCACCCUUACCGCUUUGGGGGUGGCUCUACCAUAAAAAAACUUCCCCUGCUGCCGAAUUUUGGGCGCAAAAACACUAAAUUUCAACUCAAAAACGCAAAACGCACUCAAACACAAGUCAAUGCCGGCUAAAAGGGAGUGUAGAAGGCAUUGAGACAGAGAGACGACGGAGAGAGAAAGAGAGAGCGAAACGAGUGUGUAAAAGACAGACAAAGACGGUACCCGCUGUACUACCGGCAAUACAUCCUCAACAUCAUCAUCAUUGUUAUUACUCGUAUCAUCAUCAUCAUCAUACUCAUAGAUCUAGAGAGUUAUCCUGACACAUUGGAUUCUUUCUUCCGUUGUCAGUUUCAUACGAAACACGAACGCGUUUGGACGCAGACCGGCGCAAUAAAUUCAAAACUAAAUGAAAAUUGAUGAAAUAUAGUUGGAAAAUAGUUGGAAAAUAAGAAAACUCUCUCGCAAGUGUUAUGACAAGUGUAGAACGAUUUUUAUGACAAUUUGACAAUUACGAAAUAUAUUGAAAAAGUGCAAGAAAACAUAGACAAACAUAUCCUAAACAAACACAUACUAUUUAAUACCAUAACAUACCAUAUACAUUGAGCUGUCCUGUGCUGUGAAAAUGGUUAUGUCGGAGCUACGUUGGCACACUGCUAGUAACGAGGAUAAUAACAAUUCCUUAAAGCAUGAUUUGCUAAAGAACAUGAACAUGAACAACAACAACAACAACAGCGCCAGAGACGCUGCCGUCCACAUGAUGCAGAAUCGAUAUAUCAGUCGCCUGUCUCGCUCGCCAUCGCCGCUGCAAUCGAACGCUUCGGAUUGUGAUGACAACAACUCGAGUGUCGGCACCUCCAGCGAUCGUUGUCGAUCUCCGUUGAGUCCGGCAUUGUUGUUGACGCAGCAACAGGCGAAGCGUCAAUUGCUGUCAAUGCAGCCACAUCCGGCGCAUCAUCAGCAUCACAACAAUCACAACCAUCAGGUGUAUAAGUUGGAGCAACCCGAUGAGGAUUACGAUGAUGCCAAUGGUGGGGCACUCAACUUGACCAGCGACAACUCGCGACACAGCACACAAUCUCCGGCGAAUUCGGUCAAGUUGCACGUAAAUUCGCCGGUUAAUUCGCCAGUUUCACCAGUGAUUUCACCGGUGAAUUCACCGGUGAUUUCGCCAGUGUUGCCACCGAGUGUGGCCACGCCCACCUCAAUUGCUGCUGCUGCCGCCGCCGCUGCAGUUGCCACCACAGUGGCAAGUGGCAUGCAACCAAUGCUGGCACUGCCGGGUCUCUCCUCGCCACAGGCUCAAUUCGCCGCCGCAGGCUUGGGCUUGAAUAAUCCUCUGCUUACGGGCUCCAUUUCGCCGCAAGACUUUGUGCAGUUGCAACAGUUGUUGCAGCAACGUCAGGUGGCCUUGCAACAGCAGUUUAAUAGUUAUAUGGAGCUGUUGCGCAGUGGCACGCUGGGUGUGACACAGGAUGAUCCGGCACUUGCCACACAGGUGGCAGCCGCACAGUUCCUCAUGCAGAGCCAGUUGCAAGCACUCGCCCAGGCCACACAGCAGUUGCAAGCGUUGCAGAAGCAACAGGAGUCCGUCUCGCUCUCGCUCUGCAAAUCGCCGCUGUUGCAGCCACGCAGCUCCACGCCACAUGCCACACGGAGUCCGCCCGUGCAAUGCGUGCGCAGUCCGGCAAGUUCGCCGUUGCAGCAACAACAACACUUGCAACAUCCGUUGCACAUAACGCCACCAAAUUCCGCGGCCAGCUUGAAAUUGAGUGGCAUGUUGACGCCGAGCACACCCACAAGUGGCACGCAACUUCAAACACCGCAGCCCAAGACGGUGGCAAGCGCGGCAGCUGCACGUGCCGCCGGUGAACCCUCGCCGGAGGAGACCACCGAUCUGGAGGAACUGGAACAAUUCGCCAAGACCUUCAAACAACGUCGCAUUAAACUGGGAUUCACCCAGGGAGAUGUCGGUCUGGCCAUGGGAAAACUCUAUGGCAAUGACUUCUCCCAGACGACAAUCUCUCGUUUCGAGGCACUUAAUCUGAGCUUCAAGAACAUGUGCAAGCUGAAGCCGCUGCUCCAAAAAUGGUUGGAUGAUGCGGAUCGCACAAUUCAAGCCACUGGCGGAGUCUUUGAUCCGGCCGCAUUGCAGGCGACAGUCAGCACGCCGGAAAUCAUUGGCAGGCGUCGCAAGAAGCGCACCUCGAUUGAGACAACUAUUCGGGGAGCCCUCGAGAAGGCCUUUAUGGCCAACCAGAAGCCCACCUCGGAGGAGAUCAGCCAACUGGCCGAUCGCCUGGGCAUGGAGAAGGAGGUGGUACGUGUCUGGUUCUGCAAUCGCCGGCAGAAGGAGAAACGCAUCAAUCCCUCCCUCGACAGCCCAACGGGUGCCGAUGACGAGGAGUCGCCCUACAUGUUGCACUAGAGGGGAAUUUUGUCGGGUUAUAGUCUUAAAUUGGGACAUAGACAGUGCAAUGGGCGCAGGAUACAAAACGGCGCCCACUUUAACUAACUAAAAGCAGGUUCAAAGUCGCAAACACAUCAAUUUGUAGCUUAAUUCUUCACUAUGAUUCGGUUCCCACAACCAAUCAAACACACCUAGAUACACACACAUACACACACACACACCUACAACCACGUGGUUUGUUUAUGUUAACUAUUAUUGGUAUUUAUUGUAUUUAAUUGUAAUGAAAGUACGUAAAACUCAAAGGGAAAUAGCUCCAAAAAUAGCUGUUCAAAUAAACUCCAAUAUGUACUAAUUCUGAGGUUCAUUUGAACACCAAAAUUUUGAGAGCCUAGAAAAUAAAACAUUUGUCUUGUGUGCAAAUACACGAGAUAAAUGCUUUAAUUUGAAUUUGAAUGUCGCUUGUUCUACACAUGGCGUAUGAUUAAUAUUUAAGUACAGUCUAACCCAAAACGAUUGCCACCCUGUGACUCAAUUGCGCACAGGGUUCGUCGUUUUUUAAAGUCAAGUAAAACAGUUUCUAGCGAAUAAUUUCACAUAAAAAC
Messenger RNA from Drosophila innubila, 3260 nucleotides. Its product is annotated as protein nubbin-like. Gene Ontology annotation, biological process: regulation of transcription by RNA polymerase II. The record is from RefSeq and is a predicted model, not a curated record. Gene Ontology annotation, molecular function: DNA-binding transcription factor activity, RNA polymerase II-specific; RNA polymerase II cis-regulatory region sequence-specific DNA binding. Lineage: Eukaryota; Metazoa; Arthropoda; Insecta; Diptera; Drosophilidae.